GUUGACAUUGCGUUUGGCAUCGUGGCGAUCGCUCGGACAUGCACCGUCUGGCCCAUGUCGUCGCACAGCGCAACGUACGAGCAGUGCUCUUUGACCUCACGAGUUGCCACCACUCGUUGCAAUCGACGUGCGUGGCCGUACCUGCCUUGGUCAAGUGCGGGUUUCGCGUUGGCCUGUUGACGUCGACGGCUUCCGAAACCUUCGCAAGCGCCGACAAGUCUGUCUAUUGCACCAUGGCAAAAGAAACUUUUGCGCAGGAUGCCGCGGCAUUUCUGCAAGUGUCGACGGACAGAACCGUGACGUUUCAACCGCGCGGCAGUGUCACGUUGGCGGACGCCGUCCUGGCCAAUGUCCACUUUGACACACCCAACGAGUUUGUCGACGAGCUCCUAGGCUUUCCCCACGCGCUGGACCCGCAGUGGACGCAGUUUGGGCCAUUUCCUAUCCGUCUAUCCGAAGUAUUCUACACGUCGCCGCUGUCCAUCGGUCUCGUGAACCUCAAGCCGAUCGUACCAGGCCAUGUACUCGUCAUUCCUAAACGCCGCGUCGCGCGGUUCCUCGACCUGGAUGCGGACGAAGUGGCCGACCUGUGGCACACCGCGCAGCUGGUCGCCAAGCGGUUGCAACAGUAUUACGCAGCCGAUGCCUACACGUUUUCGAUUCAAGACGGGCCCGUUGCCGGGCAAACCGUGCCCCACUGCCACGUGCAUGUCCUACCCCGACGCCCGCAUGACUUUGCCAAGAACGACGAAAUCUACGACCACUUGGGCAAACAGGACGCAACGAGGCCGUUUGAAUUGGACCCUGACGACCACCGCGUCCGUCGAAGUCUGGACGAAAUGGCGGCGGAAGCCGCCGUCCUUCGCGAGAUCCUCUCCAAGUAGCGACAACACGCAUCGCACUCGUGACAUUGGAGUGAGUUAUCCCAACAGGAACGACGUCAACAGAGCUUUGUCUUGUUCCACAA
Messenger RNA from Aphanomyces invadans, 967 nucleotides. RefSeq lists its product as hypothetical. The coding region runs from base 39 to 884 and encodes 281 amino acids. NCBI's taxonomy places the organism in Eukaryota, Oomycota, Saprolegniomycetes, Saprolegniales, Verrucalvaceae. Gene Ontology annotation, molecular function: catalytic activity. The transcript is spliced from 8 exons. The record is from RefSeq and is a predicted model, not a curated record.